Molecule: messenger RNA, 774 nt
Organism: Paracoccidioides brasiliensis Pb18
Product: ribosome biogenesis protein NSA2
Exons: 3
Coding region: 1-774 (257 amino acids)
Biological process (GO): maturation of 5.8S rRNA; maturation of LSU-rRNA
Cellular component (GO): preribosome, large subunit precursor; nucleolus
Source: RefSeq, a predicted model, not a curated record
AUGCCUCAGAACGAGUAUAUCGAACGGUGGCAGAAGCAGCACGGGAAGCGCCUUGAUCAUGAAGAACGCACACGCAAGCGUAUAGCCCGCGAAUCGCACAAGCAGUCGCACGAUGCGCAAAGCUUCCGCGGCCUGCGAGCCAAGCUAUAUCAGAAGAAACGCCAUGCGGAGAAGAUCCAGAUGAAGAAACGGAUCCGGGCGCAAGAGGAGAAAAAUGUCAAAUCCGCAGGGCCCAACGAGCUUUCAUCCACACCUCUCCCCAACUACCUCCUCGACAGAUCCCAAGAGACAAAUGCGAAGUCUCUGUCAAGCGCGAUUAAGAAUAAGCGUGCGGAGAAGGCCGCCCAAUUCUCUGUACCUUUGCCCAAAGUUAAGGGUAUAAGCGAAGAGGAGAUGUUCAAAGUCGUCAAUACAGGCAAGAAAACUCACAAAAAGUCGUGGAAACGUAUGGUUACCAAACCUACUUUUGUUGGAAAUGACUUCACGCGAAGACCGGUCAAGUAUGAGCGCUUUAUUCGGCCGAUGGGUCUACGAUAUAAGAAAGCGAAUGUUACGCACCCCAAACUCGGCGUUACAGUGCAGCUGCCGAUCAUCAGUGUUAAGAAAAAUCCUCAGAGCCCCAUGUAUACGCAACUGGGAGUUUUGACGAAGGGAACCAUUAUCGAAGUCAAUGUUAGUGAACUGGGCCAAGUCACGGCCAGUGGGAAGGUUGUUUGGGGAAAGCUGGCACAGAUUACCAACAACAGCGAAAAUGAUGGAUGUGUUAAUGCGUAA